Molecule: messenger RNA, 1644 nt
Organism: Pochonia chlamydosporia 170
Lineage: Eukaryota; Fungi; Ascomycota; Sordariomycetes; Hypocreales; Clavicipitaceae
Product: retinal dehydrogenase 2
Exons: 2
Coding region: 1-1644 (547 amino acids)
Molecular function (GO): oxidoreductase activity, acting on the aldehyde or oxo group of donors, NAD or NADP as acceptor
Source: RefSeq, a predicted model, not a curated record
AUGCGUACGACGACAUUGAGCGUGGCCACCAAGCCCCUUCCGGGAGCCAAUUUAUCAAGGCUACAUGUAGCUCGAUUAUCUAAACCCAUGCGCUGUGGUCAGCUUCACGUUGCAUGUGCACAACGGGCAUACACUUCGAGGGCGUCCGGAUUGGAGGUUGACCUCACGGCACCGAAUGGCCUAUCCUGGUCCCAGCCGCUGGGCCUGUUCAUAGGAAACGACUUUGUACCAUCUGUGAAGGAGAAGCAGAUCAUUACACAUAAUCCAUACACGGAAACGGAGAUUUGCUCCGUCGCAGCUGCAACGCCCCAAGAUGUAGACGAGGCUGUCAAAGCGUCCCGCAACGCCUUGAAGCAUUCAUCAUGGAAACUAUUAUCGGGUACGGAGCGCGGCCAUCUGAUGAACAAGUUAGCGGACCUAGUUGACCGGCAUCGCGAAACGCUGGCGACCAUCGAAACCCUGGACAAUGGGAAGCCGUACUCUGUGUCUCUUGGGUUCGAUGUUGCUCACUUUUCAGAAGUCCUCCGCUACUAUGCCGGCUACGCGGACAAGAUCCACGGGAGCGUCAUCGACGUCGGCCAUGAGAAACUGGCGUACACGUUGAAACAGCCAAUUGGUGUUUGUGGCCAAAUUAUUCCAUGGAACUACCCUCUUGCCAUGGCGGCUUGGAAACUAGGUCCCGCACUAUGUUGCGGUAACACGGUCGUCCUGAAACUCGCUGAACAGACGCCGCUGUCAAUGCUCUACGUCGGCAAGUUGAUUCGAGAGGCAGGGUUUCCCGCUGGCGUCAUCAACAUCAUCAAUGGCCACGGCGGCCUGGCGGGUGCUGCGCUGGCAUUACACAAGGAUGUUGAUAAGAUUGCGUUCACGGGCAGUACCGCCACGGGCAAAGACGUGAUGCGCAUGGCAUCAACUACCAUGAAGGCAGUUACACUAGAAACGGGCGGCAAAUCACCCCUGAUUGUGUUUGACGACGCCAAUCUCGAACAGGCGGUGCGAUGGGCUCACGAAGGCAUCAUGGCGAACCAGGGGCAGGUCUGCACAGCUACAUCGAGGAUAUUGGUACAGGACGGAGUUUACGACAGGUUCAUCGCCGCAUUCGCAGACUACACGAGCAAGACGUCUAUCCUUGGAGACCCGUUCGACGAGACAACCUACCAGGGCCCGCAGGUCAGCGCCGCCCAGCGUGAUCGCAUCCUGUCGUAUAUCAAGAUGGCUCAGGAUGAGGACACGAAUAUCCUGCACCCGUGUGGCUCUGUCUCCGACCUGCCAAGGAAGGGAUUCUUUGUCCCGCCCACGAUAUUUACGGAUGUCGGUACCAGCACGACUGUUUUUAAGGAGGAGAUUUUCGGACCUUGUGCUGCUGUGGCGCGGUUCAGGACGGAGCAGGAGGCGCUCGAGGUUGCUAACUCGACGCGGUAUGGGCUUGCUGGUGCUGUGUUUACGCGGGAUGUAGGUCGUUCGCAUCGCGUGGCGAGGGAGUUGGAGGCGGGGAUGGUUUGGGUGAAUUCGAGUAAUGAUUCGGAUGUGAGGGUGCCGUUUGGGGGGGUGAAGGAGAGUGGGAUUGGGAGGGAGUUGGGUGAGGAUGGGUUGAGGGGGUAUUAUAGUGUGAAGGCGGUGCAUGUGAAUUUGGGGGAGAAGUAG